Messenger RNA from Naegleria fowleri, 2310 nucleotides. RefSeq lists its product as uncharacterized. Gene Ontology annotation, molecular function: protein binding. The transcript has 3 exons. NCBI's taxonomy places the organism in Eukaryota, Heterolobosea, Eutetramitea, Acrasida, Naegleriidae. The record is from RefSeq and is a predicted model, not a curated record. The coding region runs from base 1 to 2310 and encodes 769 amino acids.
AUGAGUCAAAAUGGUGCUGUACAAAGCUCUCCCAUGUUAUCAUCAUCCUCAACAACAAUUUCAUCCUCAGCUCAUCAACAACAACAAGUCAAUGUGUCACAAACGUUGAUGAGUGCCAAUCAGAACAGAAGUAGUUUAAAUGGAUGGACAGAACUCUUUGAUCCCAAUUAUCAACGUUUUUAUUAUCACAAUCCGGAAACAGGUGAAACCAGCUGGUAUCAUCCGAAAGAUAAUCCAGACCUUCAAAAAUCUCAAUCCUCCUUCAUGACCAUCACCACAACAUCCACUUCACAACAAGAACCACAAGAACCACAACAACAACUCAAAUCAAACAUUCCUUUCAAUAACAACAACAAGAAUCACAACUCCUCUCCACUUCCCAUUCGUGCCAGCGAUCCAGUUUAUUCUAUUUAUCAUCAACAUUCUAACAAACAUGGAAGUGAACUCUGUGUUGACUCAACAACAACGUUGGGUGGGAAUUCCAAUCGAUUGGAAAGUACUACUACAACAACAACUACUCCUCGAAGUCGACGAGGAGGUGUCACACGAGCCAGUGAUUCAGAAGUUCGUGGAGGCAUGUCCAUCUAUAACAAUCAUCAUCCAACAACGAGUCCAACCUUGAAUGCUCUCUCAACUUUGAAUACCUCCAUUCCUUCUUCUCCAUUGAGAAAAUUUAACAAAUCACAAAGUAGUAGUACUAGUAGUUCUGUAAAAAAGAAAACGAGUCGAUUCUUGGCCUCCAUUUCCGAUCAAUACUAUGCACUCUAUGAGAGAGUGGAAAAGAAAAUGGCAAAUCAAUCUUCAACAUCUUCACCAAUAUCUUUAACAACAACAACUUUAACAACAUCAACUUUAUCAACAACUUGUUCACCCACCUUGUCCUAUGACUCAUUCACCAUCAAGGAUAAAUUCAUCAUUCUUCAUUUGACUCAUUUGACCUCUCCCAAUUCAUCCCUCACAAUUUCACAACGUAUUCAUGACAUGGAACAAGACUUGAAACAAUCUCCUCUCUUAUUUGCAUGUUUGAGAGGUGAUCAUCAAAAAUUUAAUGAUCUCUUGAGUAGACUUCAUGUUGGAAAUUCAAAAACCGGCAUGACGAUGAGUGAAACAACAGUAUUGCCACAUUCGAAAUUAUCCAUGCUUCAUUUGGCAGUCGCUUCUGGAAAUAUUCAUCUUGUGAAACAUAUCAUUUCAUGGAUUCAAAUGAAUAAGGAAGGAAGUGGAUCCAAUGAUUUAAAUCAAACUUCAUUCAAUUCAUUGACUGCACUUCACAUUGCAUCUCUCUUUGGUUUGACACAAAUUGCAUACUUGUUGAUUGAAAGUGGAGCUGAUACAAAUAUUGGAUGUCACGCCACUCCAUUGGCUCCUCCUUAUUUUCAACCUCUUAUUGAGAAAUAUUUCACACGUGCUCGAGAUGUCUCUUCUUGUAUUUAUACUCCAUUUUUGUAUUGUGUGUUUGGUGGAAGUGUGGAAACUUUAUUAAUGUUUGGAAAUUUGAGUAAAUCGGUGGGAGUGAGUGUGGAACAGAAUAGAGAGGGAUUUGUGAUGGAUGCCUUGUCAUUGGCGUGUGUUUUGCAACAUGUGAAAAUGGUGGACAUCAUGUUGAAGGAAGAUUAUGUAUUUAAUUAUGAUGUGAAUUGUACGGAUAAUAAUGGAAUGAGUCCAAUUAUGUUUUUGGCUUGGUCAAGUGGUAAUGCAGCAAUUUGUGGUAAACUCUUAGCCAAACAAGCCAAUUUGGUGGGUGUCAAUAGAGCCAAUGGCUAUUCGUGUCUACAUUUCUCAAUUACUGUUGGAAAUUAUGGUUUUAUCAAGAAAGUAUGUCGUACCAAAGAAAACACCGAAGAGUUAGCAAUCCUCUUGCGUAUUCACAAUCAGAAACAACCUUUGAAUGCUCUCCAAUUUGUGAAUAGUAAGGAAAUUGAAUCGACUGUCUCUGUAGAAAUACGAAAAAAGAUUGAAUCCAUUUUGAAAUCUUAUGGAGCCACAGAAAAGACUGGUUUUAGUGAAAUUAUUAAGGAAGGUUAUCUCACGAAACAAGGUCAUGUGGUGAAAAAUUGGAAAAAGAGAUGGUUCGUAUUGAGAGUUGGUGAAUUACAAUAUUUCAAGAGUAUUCAAAAAUUGAAAGAGCCAACCGGAACCAUCAUUUUGCAAAAUGGAAGUAUUGCCAAGACUUUCACGAAAGGAUGUUUUGUAUUGUAUGAUUCUCGAAAUGACAAAAAGUAUUUUAUUCUGGCUUCUUCUGAGGAGGAAAUGACAGAAUGGAUGGAUGCCAUUUCUUUCUCUAUCAAUCAAGCUGGUGCUAAACAUUGA